Messenger RNA from Oncorhynchus gorbuscha (pink salmon), 3528 nucleotides. Its product is annotated as claudin-12-like. The record is from RefSeq and is a predicted model, not a curated record. The coding region runs from base 273 to 1298 and encodes 341 amino acids. The transcript has 3 exons. Gene Ontology annotation, cellular component: plasma membrane. Lineage: Eukaryota; Metazoa; Chordata; Actinopteri; Salmoniformes; Salmonidae.
CCACUCUUUUUCAUAGACUCAGUUGAGCUUCUGUGAGCUCUAGCGUUUAGCUAGCUAGUCCCAUCUUUUCGACAAUCCAGGGCGCAACAGGUUUCUAGCUAACGUUAACUAGCUAGUCAGCUGGUUAAUGAUUGCUAGCUUGUAUCAACUUUGUUUGAACAGCUACAUGUAGAAGACAUCACAGCUAAAUUACAUAUCCACAACUUCACAAGCAUACGGGGAGAACAACUAAAAACAGGAAGUCCUGUUGACAUCACCUCCUGUCUGUGGCUAUGUCGUGCCGGGACAUCCACGCCACCAAUGCCUUCUCCUUCAUCAUCGCCUUCAUCUCUGUUGGCGGCAUCGCUGUGGCGGCGCUGAUCCCACAGUGGCGAGUGACACGACUUGUCACCUUCAACAAAAACGCCAAGAACAUCAGCGUCUAUGAUGGCCUGUGGGCCAAGUGUGUGAAACAAGAUGGCUACUCUGGCUGCUACUACUACGACUCAGAGUGGUAUUCUAAAGUGGACCAGUUGGACCUGAGACUGCUCCAGUUCUGCCUACCGACUGGGCUACUGUUUGGCUCCCUGGCCCUGGUGCUGUGUAUGGCAGGCAUGUCUAAGACAUGCUGCUGCUCUGAUAAGGCUGAGACAGACAUCAAGAAUACCCGCUGUCUGGUCAACAGCGCAGGCUGCCACCUAGUGGCCGGUAUGUUCCUGUUCCUGGGUGGUGCUAUCGCCCUGGCGCCUUCCGUGUGGUUCCUGUUCCGGACCAAAGAGAUGAACAUCAGGUACGACCGCAUCUUCUCAGACGGGUUCGCGGUCUACGUGGCCAUCGGCUGUUCCGGCGGCCUCAUGCUCGCCGCCCUGCUGAUGUUCAUGUGGUACUGCAUGUGUAAGAAGCUACCCUCUCCCUUCUGGCUGCCUCUCCCCACACUUCCUAACUCCCUCUCCACCCAGCCCCUCACAGCCAACGGGUACUCCCCCUCCCCUGUCUACGGACCCCCUCAGACCUUCCCUCCACAGGGGUACGUCCCCACUGUGAUGGAUGCCCAGCCCUACACUCCCUCCCAGGGCUACCCUCAGAGUGUAGCCCCACUGGCCCAGCAGCCUCAGCAGGUCUAUAUGUCCCAGAUGUCAGCCCCGGAUGGGUAUGGGUCAGAGGUGGGGCAGAACCAGGCUUACAGCUAUGCCCCGUCCCAGAGUUAUGCCCCCUCUCAGGUGGGCUACGCCCCCAGCUACAUAGGCCACCGCUACUCCACACGCUCACGCAUGUCUGGCAUAGAGAUAGACAUCCCUGUUCUAACACAAGGCCUCUGAGGGAGGGCUGCUGCAAGAACACUGAGUCCUGGUUCCAUUUAGCUGUCCUGUCUCCUGUAAAGGGUGUGUACUGUCAGUGAAGGAUAUGACUGUUGGUCAGUCUGCACUAGAAAUACAACUGUGCGUCACUCAACCAAGCACUGCACUGUUAGACACAGUUUAGUAUGCAGGCUCCACAUCUGGUGAAAGGACACCAGAGAUGCCCCAUAAUGAAGUCUGAAUUCACUGUUACAUUUUGAUAGGUGCAAUUAGAAAACAAUAUUUUCUAUUUGUACAUCUCUUAAUGUAAAUCUGCUUGAAACCUCAUAGCAUUUCUACACUGUGUAUAUUGUGUUCACUAAUAUUUCAACUGCUAAGACAUGAACUAAACCUUACUUUAACCGUGCGGUAACUUGAUGUAGUGAGGUAGAAGGGAGUGACACUAACUGGCUGUGAUGUCUUUGUUGUGCCUGUUUAUAUUAUUGGUCUGUUAAGAAAUACUACUGCUGUGCCUUGUUCAGAACAGCCAUAUUACAUUGCUUAGUUAUUCUGUUUUUGUAUUAAUACUGUAAUAUGUUACUGUUUCUUUUGUUCUGCUAGUUUUCUACACGUGCUGUUUUUGGGCGUUGGAAAUAUUAUAAUAUGCUGUAACAUGUGAGAUGACAUGGGAAUGUCCUAAUGACUCAUCAGCAGUACAGCAGUGGCUCUGAGGCCAUGACUUUUUAUAUGUACACAUGGAUUAGAUCAUUUUGUAUCUAAUUCACAUAUCAUGAUGCCACCGUACAUCAAUCAAACGUCACAAAGUGCAAUAUCAUGAAGGUAGUUGUUGAACUGUCUCCUUUGUUAAGGUGCCUGGGAGAUAUGAUUGAACCAGAACACAUACUGCUCCUCUGUGGCUCUGUCUGCUACUCAGACCAAAGGAACGUCAAAAUGAACAUCUUAUUUUAGCUCUGGAACACUGCCAUCUGUCGCCUGUCCUUUUUGUCAAAUUGUACGUCUACACUGAGCUGUGUAAGCAAACGUAGAGCUACUCUUGUUUCCACUUCAUUCAUCCACUACUGGGCUCCUGAGUGGCGCAGCAUCUCCGUGCUAGAGGUGUCACUACAGACCCUGGUUCGAUUCCAGGCUGUAUCGCCAUGAUUGGGAGUCCCAUAGGGCGGUGCACAAUUGGCCCAGCAUUUUCCCGGGGUAGGCCAUUAACUGACUUGCCUAGUUAAAUAAACUGUCAUUGAUUUCACAUGAAGGGGAGGGGGGGGGGGGUUCACUACACUGUAACAUCACAUUCCAUUGGCUGUGUUUGUUCUAAAAUGGUAGAACACUGACUGAAUGCACUGGGCCUCUUAUGAAUCUACUAUCUAGAGAAAGGAUUCUGUGAUUUGUUGCAUUCUAUUCCUAAACACUAGUUUUGACCAAACUGUCCUCUAACUCGUGUGUUGACUUCCAUCUUAAAUACCCUUUGUAUCAGCCGUAACCGACAUGCUCUCUCUGUUGCAGUGCUGCAUGUACAGUCUAAUGUUCUUAUCUCUAUGGAAAAUGUCUUUGUUCACCAGACCUUUUUCUCAAUAAAAUUUGUAUCUAAUUAAACUGUGUUCCUCGCCACAGCCGACGAUGACUAAUACUGGUGUCACAGUACCAUCAGAGAUGUAUUUACCAUUACUAAGUAUUUAACAUGAUUAACAGGAUCAGAGAAAGGCCACACUAAAAUGAGUUACCUGUUUGCAGUGAAUCUGAGUGAAUGUAUUAGUUGGAGUCAUUUAGCCGGCUCGCCUGGCGUGCUGUGAUUUGAACUGGGUGAACCUGAGAGAGAGGGCUGGUUGAGAUGGAGCUGGGUUUAUCUGGCAGGCAGAUUGGAUUACAAGCAGCAGGGUAAUGGGUUGUUUCCGGUCCUCAGGGUUAGUGCCGUGUCAGCUGGUUAUUGCUCCACUUUGGCACUUUAUUGAUCAGUCAGAGUAGUUAUUAAUGGGCUGUAAGUUCUGUUCACCAACAGUAUCCUCGUCUUGAUCUGCACUGAUAAGUAGGGCUGGAUAGGUCCCUGUAACUCGCCCAAUGAGUUGCUAAUUGAAAGACGGAUGGAAAUGAGACAUUUUGUGGCCUUCGGGAAAAGAAAGUGCAUUUUAAAGCAUUUAUUUUUUAAAUCCUUUACGGGCUAAUAGGCUAUGAUUCGUACAUAUUCCAGUGAGCAGUGUUGGUUGCUGGCCCAUCCUAUUUACACAGUCAGUGACACAUAGUGACACAGUACAUGGAAAUAUAG